CUACGCGUAAAUGACAGCGUCAUAGACUUAUACACAACCUGUGAACUCGACAAUGAUAUCGACUUUUGUGACUAUGGUAUUUCCGGCUUAGAGUGCAAUGAUGAGCGUUGACAGUGAAGAUGAGUUCGUAUAUGAACUGGGUGAAUGCCGCUGGUCGCAGUCGUACCAUCUAGCCCAUUAACAAGAACAAUACACAAAAUCACCAGGCUUCUUGCACACCACAUCAAAGUACAUUAACUCAGAUAAUUUCAUACUUCACCAACAUCACAAUGUCUUCCGAAGCCCCCACCGGAGAUGUUCAGGACAACGAGUACGUGUCCCGACAGGGUGACCGUGAACCCAUUGGCGUUCUCGGCGACGAUGCCAAGGUCGAGGACCCCAUUGAUGCUGAGACUGCCGACUCAGAUGCUCAGCUAGAGCGUGACGACAAGGAAGCUAUCGACAAGAGCAACAUCGUGGAAGGUCGCACCCGUGGUGCUAAGCCCACUGGCGAGUAUCGUGAGCCUGGCGAUACCGAGGGACUGGAGGACAAGCGUCUCGAGUAAGGGCCAGGCAGAUCUGUGUUAUGAAUAUUUGAGCGGCAAGGCGUUGGGUUAGAAGUUGUAUGAAUAGUGUUCCCGUUUUAAGAUCAAUUGAAUCAACAUGAUCCAAAUGCCG
Colletotrichum godetiae is the source of this 657-nucleotide messenger RNA. RefSeq lists its product as uncharacterized. Lineage: Eukaryota; Fungi; Ascomycota; Sordariomycetes; Glomerellales; Glomerellaceae. The coding region runs from base 270 to 545 and encodes 91 amino acids. The record is from RefSeq and is a predicted model, not a curated record. The transcript has 2 exons.